AUGGCGUCUGUGAAAUGGAUCACACAUCAGCGUUUGCUGGUUUUAUUCUGGAUUAUCUCGUUUUCAGCUGUUUCUUGUGUCAGUGAUUUGGCCUUCCUGGUGGAGCCCAGUGAUGUGCGAGCAUAUCGAGGUGAGCAGGUUUCUCUGGACUGCCUGACUGAAGGCGAGCCGCCCGCCGCCGUGGAGUGGAUGAAGGACGGCGUCCGUCUCCAGGAGAGUGACCGUGUGCAGGUCCAGCCCAACGGAACGCUGUGGAUCACAGAUGUGAGGAGUUCACCAGAACAAUCAGACAAAGGUGUCUACCAGUGCCUAGCCCAAAACAAACACGGAGCCAUCUUGAGCCAAAGAUCACGUCUCUCAAUCCCAGGUAUGUUGUCGAUUGUAUCUCACCCCGUUCCGGUGAAGGUGUCUCUGGGAUCUGUGGUCAGAUUCUCCUGUAGUGUUAGUGGAGACGCCACACCUGUCAUCACCUGGGACCUCAACCAAAGAUCUUUACCUCUGGAUUCAGACAGAAUCACAAUUUUGCCAAAUGGAGCGCUGCAGAUCCGUGACGUGACAAUGAAGGAUGCUGGGAAAUAUCGCUGUUCGGCAACAAACACGGCCAGUCGAGUCAGGAGCAAAGACGCCGAGCUCAUCGUCACGCCAGGUUCCGUUGGUCCCCCCUGGCCCCUCGGGAUGAAACCACACAUCGUAGCGGCACCUCAAAACAUCAGCGUCAGUUUCAAUGGACCUGCGGUUCUGGAGUGUAUGGCCGAGGGAAAACCCCGGCCACUGGUGUCGUGGAGCAGGGCCGACUCCAAACCCAUAGACGUGUUCGGCACCAAGGUGAUGGGAAACGGUAACCUGGUCAUCUCUGUCGUGAAGGCGCAUCACGGCGGCACGUACCUGUGCCGAGCGACGACGCCGGGGACGCGUAACUACACCACGGCGACUGCAACCCUCACCGUUCUCGUUCCUCCGUCAUUCGUGGAGAAACCGGAGACUCAGACCCGUCCGAGAGCCGGAACAGCCCGCUUCAGCUGUCAGGCCAAAGGGACGCCUUCUCCUCGCAUCUCCUGGUUUAAAAACGGUCAGAUGAUCAGCUCCAACGGCCGCACCAAGAUGUACAACAGUAAGCUUGUGAUCACCCAGAUCAUCCCGGAGGACGAAGCUUUUUAUCAGUGCCAGGCGGAGAACUCUCAGGGUUGGGUUCUGUCCGCGGCCCGUCUCGUCGUGAUACAGUCAGACGACCGCCCCGGUGCACCACGACACGUCCACGCAGAAACCAUCUCCAGCUCCGCCAUCUUACUGGCGUGGGAACGGCCGCAGUACAACGCCGAGAAAGUGAUCGCUUACUCCAUACACUACACGAAGACGGACGGUGUGAAUAAUGAAGAAUAUCAGGCGGUGAUCGGAAACGACACCACCAGUCACAUCGUCGAUGAUCUGGAGCCGGCGCGUAACUACGCUUUUUACAUCGUCGCUUACAUGCCCAUGGGUGCGAGUCGCAUGUCGGAGCAAGUCACGCAGCACACGCUGGAGAACGUGCCUCUUCGUACACCCGAGUUCAGUCUGAUGAGUCGCAGCCCGACCGAUAUUCUGGUGUCCUGGGAGCCGCUUCCUCCCAAGCUGAGUCGCGGGCGAGUGUCUGCGUACCGUCUGUCUUACCGGACGGCGGCGGACGAGCUGGUGACCUCCGUUGAGCUGCCCGUUCAGAGUGAGAACAGCACUCAGCAACUUCUUCAGGGUCUGCAGGCCGACACCAUCUACCUGAUCCGUAUGUCGGCAUCUACGCGUGUGGGCUGGAGUCAGCCGUCCGCCUGGAGCUCUCAUCGAACUCCCAAAACGUCCAGCGCUGCAGUGCCUCCUGCACCGAACCUUGAGCUUGAACCUCAAAACUGCACGUCGGUGACGGUCCGCUGGCAUCUGGCCCCCAACGAUGCCGUCGUCCAGGGAUACAAGCUCUCCUUUCACCCUGACAGCCAAUCAGAGGACUCCAUUAUUCAGCUGCCCGCGCAGGACCACCAGUACACCAUCAGCGGACUCAGUCCAAGAGUGAAGUAUCAUGUGAAGAUUCUGGCGUUCAGUGUUGAUGGUGACGGAUAUCAGGCACAUCAGACUGUCAACACUCCUGCAUGUCACUCCGCACCGAACCGCAGACUGGCCGCUCUUCCUCCUCCAGAUCAAGUUCAUGCUAAAGCCAACAGUUCAUCCGCUGUGAUUCUGAGCUGGAGUCGACCUGCGUUCAGUUCGGGAAAACCCGUCAGUUAUUCUGUCCGCUGCGGACCCGUGAGUCCGUCUGAUGUCUCGGGUCUCCGCUACGUCCAGACAACUCAACAAACGGUGACGCUCAGAGGACUGCGGCCCAACACUCGCUACGAGUUUGCAGUUCGUUUGCAUAUGGAUCAUAUGUCCAGUCCCUGGAGCGCAACGGUCUAUCAGAAGACUUCACUAGAAGCUCCGUCCUCUCCUCCGCUGGGUGUGAAAGUGUCUCUGAUCGAUGACGGUACAGCGCUGGUGUCGUGGACACCGCCGGAUCAACCCGAACUGUCUGUGGCUCAUUACACCAUCCUGUACGCCUCACAGACCUCAUGGCUCGCUGGUGAAUGGCAGGUUCUGCGGAAAGAAGGUACAGACACCAUGGCUCUUCUGGAGAAGCUGGAGUCAGGUCACGUUUACCUGGUGAAGAUCUCUGCGUCUAACCAGGCGGGCGACGGUCCGUUCUCCAGCACCGUCGAGCUUCAGGUGCUCCAGGCCAAACAUCAUCAAAGCAAAAAUCCACGUCACACCGACAACCACGCUGAGCAAAAAGCAUUUAUAGACGGCCUUUACCACAUCGAUGAGAAAUCCAUGACGGGUAUCAUCAUCGGUGUGUGUAUCGCUCUCACCUGCAUCUUCCUCUGCAUCCUCGUCCUCUUUACACGAAAAUCAUCCUCGUCCUCAAAGAUGAUUGGACCGGUGAGGAAUGAGGUCACGCGCGGCGGGGUUUCAUCAGCCAAUCAGCAUCAAGCGGAGAACACAGACGUUCACGUUCCGAUGAGGAGGACGCACUUCAUUGAUGCCAAAGGAGGAGCAGGUUUGGUAAUAAACAGUGUGGGACCGAUUAUGAGUGACACGCGGAGCAAACCUAAGAGAUGGAACAUCUUCAACAACAAAAAGAAGUCCGACACGGCAAGUCAUAAAACAAGCGAUUUUCUCUAG
This is a messenger RNA of Triplophysa dalaica, 3180 nucleotides long. It is a transcript of the gene prtgb, whose product is annotated as protogenin homolog b (Gallus gallus). Gene Ontology annotation, cellular component: plasma membrane; axon. The transcript has 18 exons. Gene Ontology annotation, biological process: axon guidance; cell-cell adhesion. The coding region runs from base 1 to 3180 and encodes 1059 amino acids. Gene Ontology annotation, molecular function: protein binding. Lineage: Eukaryota; Metazoa; Chordata; Actinopteri; Cypriniformes; Nemacheilidae. The record is from RefSeq and is a predicted model, not a curated record.